Dalotia coriaria is the source of this 4657-nucleotide messenger RNA. It is a transcript of the gene Usp47, whose product is annotated as ubiquitin specific protease 47. Gene Ontology annotation, biological process: protein deubiquitination. Gene Ontology annotation, molecular function: cysteine-type deubiquitinase activity. The record is from RefSeq and is a predicted model, not a curated record. NCBI's taxonomy places the organism in Eukaryota, Metazoa, Arthropoda, Insecta, Coleoptera, Staphylinidae. The transcript has 8 exons. Bases 377 to 4141 code for a protein of 1254 amino acids. Gene Ontology annotation, cellular component: cytosol; nucleus.
UUUAUUCGCACUCGCAGAAGUACACAAUUUGCCAAUUAUUCGAGCAUGUAGCCCGCUAGCGCAAAUAAAUUUGUGUAGGCACAUCUCUCCGGCAUAACCUGUCUUUUUGCCGCCGCGAGAAUGCGUGACGUAAACAUUUUUGCAAACGAAUGUGCGACAAAUUAAUAUUCAUUAAAAUAUUUUUGAACAAUAGUCGUUUCGGUGAUCUGAUGAACUUACAUAACGCGAUAGCACACCGUUAACGGUGGCUUGCGCGUUGGUAACUUGUAGAUUUAAUUGUUGGGAGCUAAAGGUUCCAGGUAGAGACAGGAGACCUGCUUUUGGUGGUCAGUAGCAAGUGGAAUUCGUAAAAAUUUGCUUCAAGACAGAUACGGAAAUGGUUUGGCCGCCGAAUGAGCCGUCGAUAGCAGCCACAAUCGAAGAUCGUGCCUGUAAGAAUCACACUGUUCGCUUUAUAUCUCUAUAUCCGAACACGUCGGUGGAUACUUUAAUCAAAGAAGUUGAAGAACUACUAGAGCUUACCACACCUGUUACGCUGACAAUAGAACGCGGUGGCAUCCUACUAAAUGAUUUCACAAAUAUGACGCUCAAAGAUGCCGGGGUCAGCUUCGAUGAAUCAGUGAGCACGCAUCGAAUCAUCGUUGAACACGCGAAUGUAAUCAGCAAUCCUCCGAAUCCGCCAAACCCUCCGCGUAUGGCAAUUAUGCCACCACCGGCAAACACAGCGCCUUCGACGUCUGUGCAGGAAUGGUCUUCGGUGCCAAACUAUGUUGGGCUGGUCAAUCAGGCGAUGACGUGUUAUCUGAAUAGUUUGCUGCAAGUGUUGUACAUGACGCCGGAGUUUCGAAACGCGUUGUACAAUUGGGAAUUCGAUGGCAACAAUCCCAACAAUUCAAUUCCGUUUCAACUCCAGCGCCUUUUCCUAAAUCUCCAAACUUCGUCAAAAUCGUCUGUUGAAACGACGAGCCUGACGCAGAGUUUUGGUUGGAACGUGCAGCAAGCAUGGGAGCAGCACGAUAUUCAAGAAUUAUGCCGUGUUAUGUUUGAUGCCCUGGAGCAGAAGUUUAAGGAUACGAAGCAGGCGAAUCUUAUUAAUGAUUUGUAUGAGGGUAAAAUGUUGGAUUAUGUUAUGUGUCUUGAAUGCCGAACGGAAAAGAGUCGCGAGGAUACUUUUCAAGAUAUCCCAUUGCCUGUGCGACCUUUUGGCAGCACCGUGGCGUACAAUAGCGUCGAGGAAGCGCUUAGGGCGUUCGUUCAGCCCGAAACUUUGGACGGAAAUAACCAAUACUUCUGUGAGAAAUGCAAUAAGAAAUGCGAUGCGCACAAAGGCCUCAAAUUUACAAAGUUUCCGUAUUUAUUAACGUUGCACCUAAAGCGAUUUGAUUUUGAUUAUAAUUCAGUUAGUGGACAUCGAAUCAAACUAAAUGAUAAGGUUGUUUUUCCUGAAACGUUGAAUUUAAACUCUUUUAUGUCUGACCUACGGACAGUUAGUGAAGAAACAAUUGAAGAACGUGAGAGUGCGGUGAAAAGCGAUGAUUGCAGCACUACCGAUUCCGGUUCGGCCUUGGAUGAUGAAAGCUGCCAGGGUACCGAUGUGUCUUCUACCACCAAUGGCCAAGAUGAUAACUGCGCGGACGACGACGAAGGCAUCGACGUUAGUUCCGAGAAUCAGCAGGAAAACGAGAAAAACCGACUACAUGAAAUACAAGGGCCUUACAUGUAUGAGUUGUUUAGUAUUAUGAUUCAUUCUGGCAGCGCAUCCGGUGGACAUUAUUAUGCUUACAUUAAAGAUUUUGAUAAGAAGCAGUGGUUUUGCUUUAAUGAUCAAAGCGUCACUAGCGUCACAAAUGAGGAUAUUCAUAAAACAUACGGAGGUGGUCCCCAAAGAGGUUACUAUUCAGGCGCUUAUUCAUCGAGUACAAAUGCAUAUAUGUUAAUGUACAGGCAAAUAGAUAAGGAACGCAAUUGUAGUGCUCUCCAGGUGGAAGAAUUCCCGCCGCACAUUGAGCAGCUAUUAAAAGAUAUGCGAGAGUCAGAGGAAACCGAGAGAAAGAAGAAGGAAGAAGAAAAUGAUUCAACUGUUGUGAAAGUACACUGUUAUCAUCCUGAAAAAUUAGUCAUGGAGACCAAAAAUGUCUUGGUGUUCUUUGAUACUACACUUGGGGACACAGUGGAAGAAGCGCGCUACAAUUUCAAAUUGCAAGAUAUAGUCAAAUCUGAGGAUUGUCGUCUGGUUGCUUAUAGCAGUGGUUCAAUCGAAUGUAGUUUGAAUUCAAGCACGCCAAUUGCCGAAGUCGUGGCGAAUUAUACAGAGUUUUUGUUAGAGAUUAAAAACCCCGGUACUGAGUUUGACGACUAUCAGCCGGAUGGCGUCAUGAUGAAAACGUACAUAAUCACAUUAGAAACCGAAGAGGUCGACGGGCCAUUCACUACGUGGGUCAAUCACGGAGACACUGUGCGUGAUUUACAGAAAGCGCUCGCCAUCCGGUACAACUUGGAAGCGCCGCACAUUGUGCAAGAGACCUAUAGCAAUCCACCACGUUACCUCGAAGAUCCAAAUUCAACACUUAAAUUUGCUACCAAAUGCACCGGCUACAAGAUUUACGUUUCUAACGCGCUCAACUUGGACUAUUCAGAUAAGCCUUUUGCGCAAUCAAAACUAGCAUCGGUCAUAGAUAGGUUCGUUCAUGUCAUUUCGAUAAAGGUAUCCAUGCCGGAAACGGAUAGCAACACAUUAGAUAUUCUUUCGAUUCCGUCUUUGGAUGCGAAUCAGUGCUUAGAUAGGAUUGAAAUUGGCGCUGGCGACAGGGAGAGUAAUCAGUCCAGCCUUCGUGUGUCACCGCUUCCAGGGCCCAAUAGUGAACUCUUUGGGGAUCAGAGUAAUAGCGAAGAUAGCAGCUUAAGCGAUAGCGAUCGUACGCUUGUUGGUGAUGCUCCUGGUGAUAAUAUAGGACUUUUAUCGAGUAGUUCCAAUUCUCCCGCUGAUCAGCACAUGGCUUCACCUACAGAAGGCCAAGAAGAAGACUUCCCCGAGUAUAAUUGUCAAAUGCCGCAGGAGGAAAUGAACUGGGAUGAUGAAACGCCCAGUCCGACGGACCGUCCUCCAAUUAGCUACUACAUGAAAGCACAACUGCUUGAAUCAGCGUACAUGAUACAAGACAAAACUAGAUGUGCCAAGGUGCUUGUUGAUAAACGCAUGACACUAGGUAUGUUCAAGAAGAACAUUGAGCCUCUUGUUGGCGUGCCGAUGGAGUACUUCAAAAUUUACCGCACAUACCCCACGCAAGAAUACGAAUGGUCAACGCUUACUGAUAAACUAGGAUCGCUGAAAGAUGACGAUCGUUUGAUCGUGAAACUUGGCCGGGUGUUGAAGGAGAAUGAAGUUGCCUUUAAAGUGUAUCAUUUACAGUUGGAGCAUCCUGACUCUGUCAACUUCUUGUUCGAGUGGGUCGUCUCUAAUGAUCAAACAGUCGCAGCAGCAAAGAAGGAGAUUUUACUACAGGCCAAAAAGCAGCAUAUGAUUGAUAUUCCCUUUAAUUCAUGCAGAUUGCGAAAGAGGUAUCAUGAUGUGCCGGUUAGAAUAUUGCUGGAUGAUGAAAAGAUUGGAGAUUUGCCUAUGGUCAAUUAUGAGUUGUAUAUUCAAAGGAUCAAUGGGCCCGAGAGGACCAGCUCGCAGUUGUCCGUCUUUGUAAGGCAGUGGUUCCCGUCGAAGCUUUCGCUGUCUACUUUCCAAGAGGUGAAUUUGGAAUUGAAGACCAAGGAAGAGCUCAAGGCGCGCAUCAGUGAAUUGGCGGAUAUUCCCGUCGAAUUCCUUGAAGUUGCGCAUGUUAUGGCUUCCUUCCCGUGUGAUAGAAGCGUAUUGGAAAUUCACAAUCAACUAAACUGGAACUUUGUAGAAGAAAACCUAACAAACUAUCCUAUUAACGUCUACCAUGAUGGUUUUGUGUUCUACUACCGGGAUAGCCGAGAACAGCUGAAAGAGCUGACGAGAGAAGAGCGCAUUGAUUUAAUAGCUUUCGAAAAUACGAGGUUGGGUAAAUACGAUAAGAGUUCAGUAAAGCAUCGACGAGAACGACGACAAGAGCGUGGCCUUAAAAUUUAUUUAGAUACCUCGCCUAAGAAGGACGAUGAUCUUUGCUGAUAGACUGAUAAACCACACCUCACGAACAAACAGAUUACUUUUAUGCGACUAGGGUGAGUAAUGACUGAUCUACAUUAAACGAUUAUUAUCAUAUACCAAAAUCAAUAGCUUAAUGUGUUUAAUCAUCUGAGUUACUCAUCGGCUGCGUGUGCUUGGGCAUAAUAAAUAAAUACUGACGAGACGGCCAGCAUAUAUUAUAGGUGAAUUAAAAUGCGCUCGGAGUAGCGCCGUUUGUAUACAAUAUUUUUAUUCUGUCCUUUGAUUCGAUUUACCAAGUUGCAAUUUUUAACGCGUUAUGUGUCAAUUUUGAAUUGUGUUAGUUCGUUUGAUGCUGUGAACUGAAUGUUCAUUGAUUACCAAUAUUGUUUAAGAACUUGUAGAUUUGUAAUGAGUUAUUGUUGCUAUUUAAAAGGUUUGUACAACUACAGAACGAUAUCAAUUGUAUAUUGUAUAAAUAUUUAUUAUCACAAGCUGUGUUCUUGUAUGAAUUUCAAAUAUAAUUGAUUAAAAAACCAA